This is a messenger RNA of Cuscuta europaea, 1286 nucleotides long. The record is from the annotation of a GenBank genome assembly. Lineage: Eukaryota; Viridiplantae; Streptophyta; Magnoliopsida; Solanales; Convolvulaceae.
AUUUAAGUAAAAAAAGGCCCAGUCCCAAACGGAUUUAUCAGAACAGCACUAGCUCGACUCUCACACCUUCACGUCCGCAGUCGUUCUCUAAUCCCGAUUUAUCAUCGAUGGCCACAAUCAGUUUCUCAUCCCCGGCGACGGUGAACCCCCGAUCUUCUACUCCUUCAUUAUCCAUCGGAAAUUCACACAAUUCACUCUCAUUCCAUUCUCUCCGGAAAUCUUCUCUCAUCUUCCCUUCGAUAACCCUUCGGCCAACAAACGAGACAAAACCUCGGGGCCUUAAAGUCGUCGUUGCCGUUGCAAAUAAGCUCGCAGAGACAGACUCGGUGGCUGUUCCAUCGGAACACGGCGCAAUCGAUAGCGUGUUCCCGAAAGCUUCCGGUGUAUAUGCCGUCUACGACAGUAACGGUGACCUUCAAUUUGUCGGCAUAUCGCGAAACUUGGCCGCCAGUGUACACUCCCAUAAGAAAUCUCUCCCUGAGCUCUGUUCCUCUGUCAAGUUCGAUGUGGUGGAUGACCCUGACAGAACAGCUUUAACCCAAUGUUGGAGAUCCUGGAUAGAAGAACAUAUAGAAGCGACUGGAAAGGUACCACCAGGCAAUGAAUCUGGAAACACAACAUGGGUUCAGCAGCAGCAGCAGCAGCCCAAGAAGAAGAGUGAUCUGAGGUUAACCCCAGGGCGCCAUGUCCAAUUGACUAUUCCUCUUGAAGAUCUCAUUGAACGGCUUGUGAAUGAGAACAAAGUAGUGGCUUUCAUUAAAGGAUCAAGAAACGCGCCGUCUUGUGGAUUUUCCAAGAGAGUGGUGGCAAUUCUCGAGAGUCAAGAGGUGGAUUAUGAGAGUGUUGAUGUUCUUGAUGGUGAGUAUAACCAUGGUUUAAGAGAUGCACUCAAGAGAUACAGUAACUGGCCUACAUUUCCUCAGGUUUUUGUGAACGGGGAAUUGGUUGGUGGGUGUGAUAUCUUAACCUCCAUGUAUGAGAAGGGUGAGAUUGCCAGCUUACUCAAAAGUUAAAGGUGGCAUCUAUGUUGAGAAUUUGUUGUGCCAAGUUGAAUAACAAUGUCAUUACUAUGUCAUAUGAAGUUCCCUGUAGUUUCUGGUGCAAGCAACAAAGCUGUUGUAUCUAUAGUACUUCAUACAUUAUUAAUUAAUCAAUGUAAUUUAAAUAUUAAGUGGGUGAUAGAAUAUUAGGCAGGCAUAAUGAUUGCGUAAGAAACGAACUAAGAUAGAAUGCGAGUUUUGGACAUUAUUGGUAUGUUGCUUAGAAAUGAAAUUGUGUUGUUUGUA